Rhodamnia argentea is the source of this 729-nucleotide messenger RNA. RefSeq lists its product as uncharacterized. Gene Ontology annotation, cellular component: Golgi apparatus. The coding region runs from base 1 to 174 and encodes 57 amino acids. Lineage: Eukaryota; Viridiplantae; Streptophyta; Magnoliopsida; Myrtales; Myrtaceae. The record is from RefSeq and is a predicted model, not a curated record. The transcript has 2 exons.
AUGCAGUUCAGAGGGAUGAUGGAAGUUGAGCCGCCGAGCCCGAUCAGGUACUUGAUAGGAGCUGCGAUCAUGAUGGUGGGAGUGGUGUUGCCCGUGGGCUACAUGAUGUUCCGUAACAAGCGCGCGCCUUCUUCUUCUUCUUCUUCCUCUUCGUCUUACUCCAAGCAGACGUAGGAGCAAAGUGUUGAUUUAGAGACACAGUUUAAUUCUUUGAUUUGACAAGGCCUACUAGAUCCAAAAUAGAUUAGAAGGAAGGCCUUCGGAGGCCUGUGAAUUACAGUUGUAAAUGCUCUGGAACUUCAAUUCAUCAUAUUGUUCUGAGUUUCACUUCAAGUUCACGAUAGUGAGUGAAGAUGGUUUAUGCUGUCUUGUUUCCCAGUUUUGAUCGGUUUGCUGCAUUGAUAAGUCCCAUACCCUUUCUUAGUGCCUUGUUUCUUAUGUCUUCUUGCUGUGGAGAGCUCUUGGAUGUCUUCUAGGUUCAGUUUCCACUGUAUCUGGGUGAUCCAUACUUUGCUGAAUACCAGCGGCUUUGUCAGCAGAAGCUUACUUUUGCUUGGGAAGAUGUACCGUCAAAUUGGUGUUUGCUCAUAACUAAUAUUAAGCAUUUGAAAUGGUCAGGUUGAAUGCUUUUGAGAUUUCCUAAAGAAAGUGCAUUGUGGUGUUUGAGAAGUAGUCUAGCCAACCGGGAAGUUUUGACUCAGUGAAGUGUUUCCAGAGUUCUUCCUUUUU